UCCAGGACCCGCUGCCUCGUCAGUUGUCAAUGCAAGGUUUGUCCACUCGCGCGCCUUCUUGUACUUGGUCUAACGAACUACUGUAGCUAGAAGCUCGAGAGUGCCACUGCAUGCGCAGCAGCUGCCCUCGCUCGCCAUUGCUAGCUGCUGUGUGUUCAAGCUUAAUUACUUAGGUCGAUCUGAUCCAGCCUCUAGCUAGCUAGCAACCUAGAACAGAAGUUAGCUAGCUAGUGUGCACCUUGCUUGUGUAUAGGAGGAAUCAGGAAAGAGAGAAGGAUGGCCGGGGUUGGGAGGAACAUGGUGGCGCCGCUCAUGGUGCUCAACCUCAUCAUGUACAUCAUCGUCAUCGGCUUCGCGAGCUGGAACCUCAACCACUUCAUCAACGGCCAGACCAACUACCCAGGCGUCGCCGGCAACGGCGCGACGUUCUACUUCCUGGUGUUCGCGAUCCUGGCGGGCGUGGUGGGCGCGGCGUCGAAGCUGGCCGGGGUGCACCACGUCCGGGCGUGGCGCCACGACAGCCUGGCCACCAACGCGGCGUCGUCGCUCAUCGCCUGGGCCAUCACGGCGCUCGCCUUCGGCCUCGCCUGCAAGGAGAUCCACAUCGGGGGCCACCGCGGGUGGCGCCUCCGCGUGCUCGAGGCCUUCGUCAUCAUCCUCGCCUUCACGCAGCUCCUCUACGUGCUCAUGCUCCACGCCGGACUCUUCGGCGGCAGCGGCGGCUACCGGGACCACGACUACGCCGCCGGCGAGCCCAAGGGCGUCCCCAGGGUCUGAUGAUGAUGAGCGAUCGAGAUUCUGACCGAUCGAUCGAGAGCAUCAGUUAUCUAUCAGCAUGCAGUGUGUGAUGACGUAAUAAGUACUAGUACCCACAUAUACAGUGUGUGCGUGCGUGUGUUCACGUACCACGUACAGUACAGUACGUGUGUACCUAGCUAUAGUCUACCGUCUGCUCGAUCAUCUUUUACUACUGUUUAUGUUAGUAAGUCAGCUCCUCGUUUCUGGUUUGUAAAUGCAUGAUGAUGUUUCCCGUGUCAAAUGUAUGUCAAGUUUCAGCCGGUCAGUGACACUGAUGAGAGAUGUAGUAUCUGACAUUGGUGUUA
Messenger RNA from Sorghum bicolor (sorghum), 1103 nucleotides. RefSeq lists its product as uncharacterized. The coding region runs from base 277 to 777 and encodes 166 amino acids. The record is from RefSeq and is a predicted model, not a curated record. The transcript has 2 exons. NCBI's taxonomy places the organism in Eukaryota, Viridiplantae, Streptophyta, Magnoliopsida, Poales, Poaceae.